This is a messenger RNA of Amorphotheca resinae ATCC 22711, 1812 nucleotides long. RefSeq lists its product as hypothetical. Gene Ontology annotation, cellular component: nucleus. The record is from RefSeq and is a predicted model, not a curated record. Bases 1 to 1812 code for a protein of 603 amino acids. The transcript is spliced from 3 exons. Gene Ontology annotation, molecular function: zinc ion binding; DNA-binding transcription factor activity, RNA polymerase II-specific; transcription cis-regulatory region binding. NCBI's taxonomy places the organism in Eukaryota, Fungi, Ascomycota, Leotiomycetes, Helotiales, Amorphothecaceae. Gene Ontology annotation, biological process: positive regulation of transcription by RNA polymerase II.
AUGGACGCCUCCUCACACCUACAAGAAGGGCUUGGCCUCCGCAUGGCGAGUUUCGAGACACCAACAAAACCAUGUCACACCUGCCGGCGGAAACGCUUGAGAUGUGAUCGAUCUCUUCCAGUUUGCAAUAAGUGUAAUCAGACAGGCCAAGAAUGCCUUGGAUAUCAAGGGCUGUUCCUUUGGAACAAAGGUGUGGCAAGCCGUGGGAAGAUGAUGGGGAAGACGUUUGAGGACAUGAGGCUGAAGAAGAUGAAGCUGGCACCGGCCACACCUGGUUCUCUGUCUUCGACCAACACUUGCCAGAAGGUAGGGCCUGUAGUGGUAUCCUCCAGGAACGCUGCUCUCUAUUCCGACUAUCCAGGAGCAGUAUUCGCUCAACGUGCUACUCCAGCCUCGGGCGCCUCGGCAUCUGCUACCCCUCCACCAGCAGAUACUUCUAUGCAGUUAAUCAGCCAAGCAGAACAAGACGCUCAGGUGUCUCACAAACCCAUUGAAUUGACUCUAUAUUGGUCUCUGACCGAUCCGCUCUUCCAAGACUUGGAUCAAGAUUCCAAAUCCUAUCUUGCGCAUUUCAGUAAUUAUGUGUGUAAGGAUCUUGUGAUCUACGAUCUUCCCAACCAGAAUCCCUUCCGUGAUCUCAUCCCGUUAACGACAGAGCAUGCGGUGCUCCUCUACAUCAUUAUUGCAAUCUCGGCCCUCCACAUUUCGAAUGCUUCCCGGGCAAGUAUACUGACGAAGGUCAUGCCGUCACCUUCGCCCAACCCCGAUCAAAGCAUCCAAAUGCAUGAUUACGUUUCUACGAGACUCUCAGAGAAUCGACCAACCCAUGCCUAUCAAGACGCUCUGAUGGCUAAACACCGUGCUCUUCAACUCCUUAAUCGUGCUCUUAACGAAAUAAAACAGGUAAACUUGGACAUCAUUCUGGCAUCUGUACUCCUCUUUAUCGAAUUCGAGCUUAUCGACUCUGGUAAAGAUGAUUGGAGAUUGCAUAUCAAUGGGGCCAGAAGGCUCAUUGAGUGUUUGGAACCAUUGCCUAAUAUCGAAAAUUCCUCGAUGACCUCGCUGCGUAGGUGUUUGGUUUCAAAUUACUUGGUAUAUGACAUCCUUGGAUCAACUGUGGCAUGCUCAAGGGCAUCAGAAAUACCGCAUUGCGGCUCUCUCGAUGUUGUCUCGAUACUCAGAUAUGCAGAAGCCAACAACUAUCUCUCGUGCCCGGCAAUCCUUCUUCAGAUAGUACUCUCUGCGCCGCAGUUAUUACAAACUAUCCCCAGAACUUCAACUAUGCAGUUGAAGACUAGCUGCCAGGUAGAGCAGGCUUUUAUUCUAUUGCAGGCUGCUCAAUCUUUUGAUGCCCUGGCCUGGGCCACGGCUUUACAGCAUAUAUCGCCGCACAGCGAUCUCGAAAAUCGCAGACAUAUCGCAUCCGCACACAAAGCGGCCGUCUGCAUCUACGUUUCUCGUCUUCUUCUAUCUACUUCCUUGGCCUCUGAAAUUCCUGAGAAUCUCGAACACCUGGUGUCAGACAUCGUCCAUCACCUCUCCUUCAUCCCUGCUGGGGACGCUCUCUUUAAGUCCACUUCCUGGCCCACUUUUAUUGCAGGCGCAGAGACCAAGGUUCUGGAACUACAAGCCUGGGCGAUGACGCGACUUCAUGCGCUGUGGGAGCUCCUACCAUGGGGCUACAUUCGUAGUGCCAUGGAGAUACUGGAAGUGAUAUGGCAGAAGAGAAGCAUUGCCAUGCGCACUGCUACAGACACUGUUGACUGGGUUCAGGAACUGAGAAUGCUAGACGUUAAAUUGCUCAUUGCGUAA